UGGUGGGGAUAGCAGGGACCCCGCCCGAUAGUCGGCUAUAAAAUGCCGCUACAGGAAUCGGGCCCAACCAGUCUUAAUCGAAACAAGAAGCUCCAUUUUUCUUUCCCUCCCGCGCCUAAAGAGGCCCCAGUGAAUCUACCUGUCGCGAAUCUCGAGAUCAUGAAGCUCGCCAUCAGGUUCGCCUUGCUGUGCGCCGCGGUCGCUUUCGUCGCCGCCGAGGGGACCGAGGAGCAGGAACGACCGAAAACCUUCCGAAGGCUGAUACCUGCCGAUGUUCUUCGUGACUUCCCCGGCAUGUGCUUCGCGUCGACCAAGUGCGCGACCAUCGAGCCGACGAAGACGUGGGAGCUGUCGCCGUUCUGUGGCCGCUCUACCUGCGUGCCCGCCGACGACAAUUCCGGCCGUCUGUUUGAGCUAGUGGAGGACUGCGGCCCGUUGCCCAAGGCCAACCCCAAGUGCAAGCUCUCCGAGAAGACCAACAAAACGGCGAGUUUCCCCGAUUGUUGUCCGAUCUUCGAGUGCGAGGACGGCGUUAAACUCGAAUACCCGGAUAUCCCGACUCUGCCACCGCCGACCGGAGCGGAAGCCGAAAAUGUGCAGCCGGAAGCUGCACCGAAAGCCUAAGUCGGUAGCGCCGAAAAAAAGCUACGCUGGAGAGAAAGAUUGCGGUGUAGCCUCCUCGAUGAGAUUAAUCGGACCCAGAUUCAUCUUAACGUCAAAAAAUACUGCCCGAUCUGUCAACGCGUGAAACUACGAAUCGUGCGUCGAUAUAUUCAAGAAUUUUAUUUUUCGAGAGUGACACUCUUAAUAGAAAGAUUCUUUUCAUAAUAGCACAACAUUGAGAUAUAAUCGCAUAUACAUAUACAAAUACAUGAGAUGUAUUAAAAUGAAUUCUAGAUUGUUUUGAUUGUUUUGACAAUCGGCUUGUUGUCAGAUUUUUUUCGAAAAAAAAUGUAAAUUGUCACAUAAAUAGCAAUCGAAUAAGGUCGCUUAGAUACGAUCACAGAGAUUCUUUCAUAUGUCGGCUAUUUGUAGUUAUUAAUUGCAUAAUGAUUCAUCAAUUGUUCUAGAACAUCUAGAACAUUUAUCGUCGAUGCGACGAGGCCAUACCGUGAUACCGCUCACCGUCCAACGUGAUCCAAUUCCAUACACAUGAUCCAGAUUAAGCUAAUUAUAUACAAAUUUCAAAUCGCGCCUUUGCAAAUCACGAGCACGAUAAAAUAAUUUAAGACGCACUCAUUUUCUUCAAUUUCGUUCUCGUAAUCUUAUUUUUAAGCCUUUAACUUGUCAAAAUAUGCGCUCGCUAAUUUUUCCCAAAUUCUAUAAUUGCUCAAUCCUUGACACAACAUAAUUUAAUAAAAAAAAUAAUUCCGAGAAAUGUAUAUCAGAAUAAUAAUUUACACUCUGAAAAUUACCAGAAAAAAAUAAUAGAUAAAGUAUAAAAAAUAUAUCAUAUAGAAAGCUAAAGAUAUUAUAAGAUUAAUGAAUAAUAAAUUUAAAAUUCAUUUUAAAAAUUCGGCGCAAAUUUAGCUUUUCAACCAAACUCGCCGAAAGAGAUGCUAUCUUUUGUAUUAUACUAUUUCGAACCAAUUGCAAGAGCGAUCGAAAAGUUUAGAUAUUUUCUUAACGCCUUCUAAUGAUAUUUAAUGGCGCACCUCUCUAGUUAAAUCGACUUAAACCUUCUUUGACCUUCUACGACAAAUUUUUAUAGCAGAAUCUGGCAUAUGUAUCGCAAAUAUGUGUGAUUGUAAUUAUAUGUGAUUAAAUUAACUUACUUAUUUAAUUGAA
Messenger RNA from Cataglyphis hispanica, 1788 nucleotides. RefSeq lists its product as uncharacterized. The transcript has 2 exons. NCBI's taxonomy places the organism in Eukaryota, Metazoa, Arthropoda, Insecta, Hymenoptera, Formicidae. The record is from RefSeq and is a predicted model, not a curated record. Bases 43 to 624 code for a protein of 193 amino acids.